This is a messenger RNA of Staurois parvus, 534 nucleotides long. The record is from the annotation of a GenBank genome assembly. Lineage: Eukaryota; Metazoa; Chordata; Amphibia; Anura; Ranidae.
GGGAGACCAGAUAUAGUGAAUGCAGGGUCCGGGGAGAGCGGAUAUAGUGAAUGCAGGGUCCGGGGAGAGCGGAUAUAGUGAAUGCAGGGUCCGGGGAGAUCAGAUAUAGUGAAUGCGGGGUCCGGGGAGAGACCGGAUAUAGUGAAUGCAGGGUCCGGGGAGAGCAGAUAUAGUGAAUGCAGGGGUCCAGGGAGAGCGGAUAUAGUGAAUGCGGGGUCCGGGGAGAGCGGAUAUAGUGAAUGCAGGGUCCGGGGAGAGAGGGAUAUAGUGAAUGCAGGGUCCAGGGAGAGCGGAUAUAGUGAAUGCAGGGUCCGGGGAGAGCAGAUAUAGUGAAUGCAGGGUCCGGGGAGAGCAGAUAUAGUGAAUGCGGGGUCCGGGGAGAGCGGAUAUAGUGAAUGCGGGGUCCGGGGAGAGCGGAUAUAGUGAAUGCAGGGUCCGGGGAGAGCAGAUAUAGUGAAUGCAGGGUCCGGGGAGACCAGAUAUAGUGAAUGCGGGGUCCGGGGAGAGCGGAUAUAGUGAAUGCAGGGUCCGGGG